AUGGAUCCAGCUUCCGCAGCAGCCUCAACCGCUUCCGUUUCUGCCUCCGUCUUAGCCCCCGCCGGUGCCCACGUCUCAACCAACUGCCGUCUACUCCACUUCGGUGAGUCUUUUCCUGUGAAAAAGCUAAUGAUGGAAGGGCUUGGGAAACAGGGUGCAGCCGGUGAAGAAGGCCCAUUAAUCAGCGCAGUGGCAGCCGAAUCCUCUCCACAGGCCUUGAUGGGGUACUCCUUAGACGAGGGCUUUACUGAGAGCCUGCCUCUGGCAGUUAAACACCGAGCGUACGCUCUCAAAAAGCUUCAGACCAAGUACCUGAGGGAAUUUCAUUCCAUCGAGAGGAAAUUUGCUGGCAUCUAUUGGCCCUUAUUGGAAAAGAGACGCCAGAUCAUCAAUGCGCUCUACAAGCCCAUGAAAGAGGAGUGUGAGGUGAAGUGCAAGGCCGAGGACAAUGAUUAUAAUGAGGUGGAAGAUUAUUCUAAUGCUCAGAUGCAGGGUCUGGAGGAGAAUCCGGAGUAUGAGGACUUGGAGGAAUAUUGCGAGGAAGAUUUCGAGGAUGUGGAGGAGGUGUUUGGGGAGUAUGGAGGAAUUGAGGGAUAUAAUGUGGAUGAAGAGAAAGAGGAGCCUACAGGGAUCCCCGAUUUCUGGCUCACAGUUUUAAAGAACAACGUCGAGGAGAUCUCUCCAUUGAUUCAGAAAUAUGACGAGCCCAUUCUGAAGCUCUUGCCAGACGUGAAAGUCAAGUUUUCAAAACCCGACGAGCCGCUCGCCUUCACUCUGGAAUUUCACUUUGAACCCAACGACUACUUCACAAAUGAGGUGCUGACCAAAAUUUAUACGCUCAAGUCUAAGCUCCAUUACUCUGACCCCCACCCUUUUAGGGGAUCUGUGGUGGAGCACUGCAUAGACUGCAAGAUAGUCUGGAAGGAGGGAAGGAACGUCACUGUGCAAACGGUCCUGAAGAAGCAGAGGCACAGGUUUUGGGGACUGUUGCGCACAGUGACCCAGGAAUUUCCCCUAGGGUACUUCUUCAACUUCUUCAGUGCUCUCCGGUGGGGUAUGGAUGCCGAUGAAGAUGAGGAAGACGUCUUCAUUGCUCACAGUUUGCGCACCUUUGUCAUCCCUAGAGCUGUGCUGUACUUCACAGGAGAAGCACUUGAGACCGAGCAAGAGGGGGUGAUCAGGGAAUGUAAUGAGCUGGCUUAUGACAAAGUCACUCAUGAGAACGGGUUGGCUGCUGUUGAGGGUGCUAAAGGCCAAAGCCUGGACUCUCAGGAAGAAGAUAUUGAUAGCUGA
Messenger RNA from Lipotes vexillifer (Yangtze River dolphin), 1293 nucleotides. Its product is annotated as putative nucleosome assembly protein 1-like 6. The record is from RefSeq and is a predicted model, not a curated record. NCBI's taxonomy places the organism in Eukaryota, Metazoa, Chordata, Mammalia, Artiodactyla, Lipotidae. Gene Ontology annotation, cellular component: nucleus. Gene Ontology annotation, biological process: nucleosome assembly. Bases 1 to 1293 code for a protein of 430 amino acids. The transcript is spliced from 4 exons.